Chrysochloris asiatica (Cape golden mole) is the source of this 4683-nucleotide messenger RNA. RefSeq names its product cat eye syndrome chromosome region, candidate 2 (gene CECR2). The coding region runs from base 1 to 4683 and encodes 1560 amino acids. NCBI's taxonomy places the organism in Eukaryota, Metazoa, Chordata, Mammalia, Afrosoricida, Chrysochloridae. Gene Ontology annotation, biological process: chromatin remodeling. Gene Ontology annotation, molecular function: protein binding. The record is from RefSeq and is a predicted model, not a curated record. The transcript has 20 exons. Gene Ontology annotation, cellular component: CERF complex.
AUGUGCCCGGAGGAGGGCGGCGCGGCUGGGCUGGGCGAGCUCCGCUCCUGGUGGGAAGUCCCGGCCAUCGCACACUUCUGCUCGCUCUUUCGCACCGCGUUCCGCCUGCCCGACUUUGAGAUCGAAGAGUUAGAAGCAGCCCUUCACAGAGAUGAUGUGGAGUUUAUCAGUGACCUGAUCGCCUGCUUGCUUCAGGGUUGCUAUCAAAGAAGAGAUAUCACGCCUCAGACAUUCCACAGCUACCUGGAGGACAUCAUCAACUACCGCUGGGAGCUUGAAGAAGGGAAACCCAACCCUCUGAGAGAAGCUAACUUCCAAGAACUGCCACUUCGCACUCGUGUGGAGAUCCUGCACCGCCUCUGUGAUUAUCGACUAGAUGCAGAUGAUGUCUUCGAUCUUCUCAAGGGUCUGGAUGCAGAUAGUCUUCGAGUGGAACCUCUGGGUGAAGACAAUUCUGGGGCACUCUAUUGGUAUUUCUAUGGGACACGAAUGUAUAAAGAGGACCCUGUACAAGGAAAAUCCAACGGAGAUCUCUCUUUGAGCAGGGAAAAUGAAGUACAAAAAAGUGUGUCGACUGUUCCUGGGAAAACAGGAAAAAGAAGAGGAAGACCCCCAAAACGGAAAAAACUACAGGAGGAGAUUCUAAUAAGUGAAAAGCAGGAAGAAAACUCUUUGACAUCUGAGCCACAGACCAGAAAUGGUUCCCAAGGGCCAGGCCAAGGCACUUGGUGGCUCCUGUGCCAAACAGAAGAGGAAUGGAGACAGGUCACUGAGAGUUUUCGAGAGAGGACCUCCUUGCGGGAAAGGCAGCUCUACAAACUACUCAGUGAGGACUUCCUGCCUGAGAUCUGCAACAUGAUUGCCCAGAAGGAAACUCCUAUGCUUACCAGAAUAGAAAAACAGAAGCGCAAAGAAGAAGAAGAAGAACGUCAGAUUCUUUUAGCGGUCCAGAAGAAGGAGCAGGAACAGAUGCUGAAGGAAGAGAGGAAACGGGAGUUGGAGGAAAAGGUCAAGGCAGUGGAAGAUCGAGCUAAGAGGAGAAAGCUCAGGGAAGAACGGGCAUGGCUACUGGCUCAAGGGAAAGAGCUGCCUCCAGAACUUUCACAUCUGGACCCUAAUUCCCCCAUGAGGGAAGAAAAAAGGACUAAAGACCUCUUUGAGUUGGAUGAUGAUUUCACUGCCAUGUAUAAAGUUCUAGAUGUAGUAAAGGCUCACAAGGAUUCCUGGCCCUUUUUGGAACCUGUGGAUGAAUCUUACGCCCCCAACUAUUACCAGAUUAUUAAGGUCCCUAUGGAUAUUUCAAGUAUGGAGAAGAAACUAAAUGGAGGUUUAUACUGUACCAAGGAAGAAUUUGUAAAUGAUAUGAAGACUAUAUUCAGAAAUUGUCGAAAAUAUAAUGGGGAAAGUAGUGAAUAUACCAAGAUGUCUGACAAUUUAGAGAGGUGUUUCCAUCGGGCAAUGAUGAAACAUUUUCCUGGUGAGGAUGGAGACACGGAUGAAGAAUUUUGGAUCAGAGAGGAUGAAAAGCGGGAGAAGAGACGGAGUCGCACCGGACGAAGCAGUGCGAGCCAUGUUUGGACCCGCUCUAGAGAACCCGAUGGGCCUGGUAGGAAACAGCAGCCCGUGGAGAAUGGAGGGAAGUCACUGCCCCCAACUCGCCGCCGGGCUUCCUCUUCUGGGGACGAUCAGAGCAGCCGUUCCACACAGACACCUGGGGAGCUGGGCACGUCCAAUGGCCAAGGCUUCUCUCGUUCCAUGCAUUAUGGUGGGAUGCCCAAUCAGGCACCUCUUUUAAACCAGAUGAGGCCAGCAAUACCAGGAACAUUUGGUGCUCUCCAGGGAUCAGAUCCUGCCAAUUUAUAUGCCUCCUCUAGAGUCCCAGAACCACACCCUGGAGAACCUGUUCAGCAGCAUCAACCCUUUGCCAUGCAGCCUCCCGUUGGAAUGAACCACCACCGAGGACCCAGGCUUGGAACACCUGAAGAGAAGCAAAUGUGUGGGGGUCUGACACACCUUUCUAAUGUGCCAUCACAUCCUGGGUCUUUGCAGCUCGGGCAGAUGAGUAGCCCCAGUCAGGAAGGAGGGUUGUAUCCCUCGACUCAAUUCCAGCCAGGAUUUAUUCCUCCCCGGCAUGGUGGGGUUCCAACCCGACCCUCAGAUUUCCCAGAAAGCUCAGAAAUCCCUCCUGGUCACAUGUACCGAUCAUACAAGUACCUGAAUCGAGUACACUCUGCCAUCUGGAACGGGAACCAUGGCGCUACAAACCCAGGGCCCCUGCGGCCAGAUGAGAAGCCCACGCUAGGGCCAGCACACUCUCAGCAGCCCCGCACGCUGGGUCAUACGAUGGAUUCCAGAGGGAUGAGACCGCCUCUCCCUCCAAAUCAGUGGGCUGAACACUCAAGCUUCCUACCUCAUGGAGUUCCUUCUUCAGGGUUUAUGCGACCACCCUGUAAAUCUCCUGGACAUCGGUUACAGGCCCCAGCCCCAACACAUCCUUCUCUGUAUGGAACACCCUCCCAUGCUGUGCGGGGGGUCCAAGGAGGGGACUCCAUGAUGGACAGCCCUGAGAUGAUUGCUAUGCAGCAGCUCUCCUCCCGUGUGUGCCCACCAGGUGUGCCUUACCAUCCCCGACAGCCCACUCCUCCCCACUUACCUGGCCCUUUUCCACAACUAGCUCACGCAGCAUCAGUAAGUGUACCAGCCCCCAAGACUGCCUUGGGGAAUUCUGGGAGGACACAGGAACACAGUGAGACAAAGGAGCCUGAGCAUGACAGAGCAGAGCCACUGCCUGGUCAUGAAGAGAAACCACCGAACGUUGGUGCUACAGAGGGGGUGUACCUCAAACAACUACCUCACCCUACACCUCCCCUGCAGACUGACUGUAACAGGCAGAGCUCACCCCAUGAAAGGGAAACAGAGGGUCCAGAGCUCAAAAGUGACGCCUCUGAAUCUGGAGACCACUGCAAGGCAACCAAGGGCAAGAAUACCUGGCCCUCAGAUAGCGGCUACACCAGCCCAGCUGCCCACGGAUGUAGGAGAGAGCUCUCCACUGUGGCAGAAAGAGGGGCUGUUCCUGAAAAUGGAAUGUUGGGAGAAGCAUCCCCUUGUGGAUCAGAGGGGAAGAGUCUUGGUUCAGAAAAGCCACUCUGCCCCAGAGGCAAAGCGUUGCAGGAAACCAUGCCAUGUGCAGGACAAAGUGCAACUACACCUCCCAACGCUGAUCCCAGUUUAAUGGGAGGCCCUGUCAACCAGUUUUCUCCCCUCUACAUGUCAGGCCUGGAAUAUCCAAAUUCAACUGCACAUUACCACAUCAGUCCAGGGCUGCAAGGUUUGGGCCCUGUGGUAGGAGGGAAAACCACAGUGUCACAUCCUCAGCAUUUCCCACCUCGGGGCUUUCAAUCUAAUAAUCCUCAUUCUGGCAUCUUUCCCCGAUAUCGUCCCCACCAAGGAAUGAGGUAUUCCUAUCAGCCACCACCUCAGCCGCCUUACCAUCACUAUCAGAGAACUCCUUAUUACACUUGUCCACAGGGCUUUUCUGACUGGCAGAGACCUCUCCAUCCCCAGGGAAGCCCAAGUGGGACCCCCUUUACUCAACCUCCCCCACCAAGGCCCCUCUUCUCAGAUAAAAAUGCCAUGACCAGCCUACAAGGCUGCGAGACACUCAAUGCUGCCUUAACUUCCCCAACCCGGAUGGAUGCUGUGGCUACUAAGGUCCUCCCAACUGAUGGGCAAAAUCCUGGUCCAGAGGAAGAGAAGCUGGAUGAAUCUAUGGAGAGGCCAGAAAGUCCCAAAGAGUUUUUAGACCUGGACAACCAUAAUGCAGCUACCAAGCGACAGAGUUCAUUGUCAGCCAACGAUUAUGUGUAUGGGACUCCUCCACCUCUGAGUUCAGGGAUGGGUUUUGCUUCGUCUACUUUUCCACCCCAUAGUGUGAUGCUACAAACGGGGUCUCCCUAUACACCUCAGCGGCCAGCCAGCCACUUCCAGCCCAGGGCUUAUUCUUCCCCUGUGGCUGCUCACCCACCUCACCAUCCAGUGGCUGCCCAACCUAAUGGCCUCCCUCAAGAGGGCCCUAUCUACCGCUGCCAGGAGGAAGGCAUGGGUCACUUUCAAGCUGUAAUGAUGGAACAAAUUGGCACUGCAAGUGGACUAAGGGGACCUUUCCAAGAAAUGUACAGACCAUCAGGAAUGCAAGUGCAUCCUGUUCAUUCACAGUCCUCGUUCCCAAAGACCCCAGCAUCAACAACAUUGCAAGAAGAACUACCACCGCAUAAACCCCCAACACUUCCUCUGGAUCAGGCCAAAGGUUCCAAUGACAACACCACAGUAGCAUCUUCUGAAAUAGCGUCGCUUUACCAACUCAGCCUCAGCAAGAACCCUCAAAGGCCAAAGGUGUACCAAAGGUGGGCAGUGGGACCAGUGUCUGUAGAUAACUUCCGAAAAGUCAGGGAUAAAAUACUCUACCCAGCAAAGGUAUUUGCUUUAAGAAUAUGUCUGCACAGUAUUGAUUUUCAGUUGUUUGACCUCCCCGGCUUCCUGGCUUCAGAGUGGGAGCCAGUACAAAAGGGUCAGCUGUGUGGGCAGGAGGACCUAGGGGCAUUCCAGGCAACAUCCUGGCUGGAUCCAGGACUGGCUCUUGGCUACUGGUAUGAAGGGUUCAUCCUGGGAGAAGUGGACAAAUAA